Messenger RNA from Oncorhynchus nerka (sockeye salmon), 3980 nucleotides. Its product is annotated as E3 ubiquitin-protein ligase NEURL3-like. Lineage: Eukaryota; Metazoa; Chordata; Actinopteri; Salmoniformes; Salmonidae. The coding region runs from base 117 to 1016 and encodes 299 amino acids. The transcript is spliced from 4 exons. Gene Ontology annotation, molecular function: ubiquitin protein ligase activity. Gene Ontology annotation, biological process: negative regulation of Notch signaling pathway. The record is from RefSeq and is a predicted model, not a curated record. Gene Ontology annotation, cellular component: postsynaptic density; plasma membrane.
ACAUGUGCAGACUGAGAGGAGUAUCAAAACACUCUCACCAUCUUAGAACUAUACUCAACCUAUUGUAGGUGUAUGUACUAUAGAUUGCAGAGCAUACGAAGAGCAACCUGUACAAGAUGGUGAGGGAGAUGGUCAGCAGAAACCUGGAGUCUGAGCCAGCACACAUUUGUGGACCCCACUGCCUGGGCCCCUUGACCUUCCAUAAGGAAGUGAUGGGUGCCUUGGUGAGCCUGAGCCAGGGGGCCAGGCGGGCAGACAGGACUGGGGUCACCUUCAGACACGGCCUGGUUUUCAGCAGCCGCCCGGUACGGCCCCAGGAGAGGGUGCGUCUGCGAGUGGAGUUGUGCAAGCUGACCUGGCUUGGAGCCAUGCGUGUGGGCUUCACCAAUGUGCUUCCUAUUGCCAGAGCCCUGCCGCCCCUGGCCAUCCCAGACCUCACAGACCUCCCUGGCCACUGGGCCGCUCCUGUGCCUGAAACUUGCUGCCUGCCAGGCUCAGAGCUGGAGUUUUGGGUCUCCCAUGGUGGUAGAAUGUAUUUCAGGAAUGGCAACAGACGAAAAAACAGCCGAAAACACAAACUGCUGAAGGGAGUGGACCUCAGCCGUCCCCUGUGGGCCAUGAUUGACGUUUAUGGGCAGACCUGCUCUGUGCUCUUACUGGGGUCGGAGAAGAAAGAGUUUUUGGGGAUUCAAAAGUCCUGUCCUGCUCCGCAACUGCGUUCCUCCUGUUCUGCUCUUCAGAGACACACCUCACUCAAUAUUGAAAACUAUGUGAAUGUGAGACAGAUUUGUGAUUACAUUCAUGACAGCCAACUUCUUCCCCGUCCAGCCAAUAAGCAGACAUCAGACUGUGAGAGCGUGGAGGACUGUGCGGUGUGUAUGAGCCAGAAGGCCUGUAUCAGCCUGCAGUGUGGCCACCAGUGCCUGUGUCUCCAGUGUGCCAUCAGAGUGAUCCAGGAGUUUGGAAACUGCCCUCUGUGUCGCCAGAACAUCAAGAGCUUCCUGCAAACUAAAUGACCCAGUAGGACUGACCCCAAUUACUCGAUUGUUGGUCGACAGAGAUUGUUUUAGUCGAGCACUAUCAAAUAUAUACAUUUGUAUAUAUUUGCGCCCAUCUCAGUGACUUAAUCCAUUGACGAGGCCUAGACUAAAAGCCAAUUUAUGUUUGAUUAGAAAAUGUGGUCGGAGGCUCCACAUGUAGGGUGUGACACAAUUGUGGAGCCUCCAGAGGCAUGCAGAGGCCAUAUCGAGCUCUGUAACGCAUCGCCAUGUGCCUCCCAAAAAUGUUUAACAAUGGUGAGGGCUCUGUAUAAUUCAGCAUUGAUAUGAUUGGUUGAUGGUAGGUGGGGCGGUACAUCCUGUAUAAACACAAACUCACUUCCUUGACAACAGCUCUGCACUCCUCUGUGAAGGGCAAUAAGUAUUAAUAUAAGGUGAAUGCACCAAUUUGUAAGUCGCUCUGGAUAAGAGCGUCUGCUAAAUGACUUAAAUGUAAAUGUAAUACCCUGACUUCUAAUGAGGCCAUUCCUGCCAUGACUUUUGCUGAGGCCGUAUCACCAUAAAUGCCGCAUGGCCAACGCUGACGUCUGAUUGACCAUGCGCCCAGAUGCACAAUGCACUGCUCUCUUCAGAAUGUGCUCUCCCUGACAAUUUGUGCCAGUGGCCAUUUUAGCAUGUAAAUCUUGGUGGGGCAAGCUCCCCCAAAACAUAUUGGGAUGCAUGCCAGCAAAGCCACUACACAACACUAAACAAUACAUUAAUUGCACUACAACAUUGACAAACGGUGCCCACAAACUGCUAGGGCCUACACAAAACUGUCCCCACAGCAGUCCCAACAGCAGUACCAACACCUGACCACAACACCACUGGCCAUCAGCGGAGCCUUGUCUGGCAGCAAAACACUUCAUUCAGACUCAUUUACUGCCUUUAAAAAAACCAUAUCUAUUAUGGCUGAUUUUCUUAAACAAAUGUGUUUUUUACUAACAAUUGAGAUGUACAAACUAUGGUAUAAGGGGACGGCGAGCGGAUAAGAAGCAAUCCAUAAUUACGAUUAAGACAUGAAUGAGCGAGCUAGGACGGACGUAGUCAAUUUAACUAUUUGUUCUGCACUUUCGAAAUGUACAGCAACAUAAUUGAAAACAUGGGCCGUUCUUACAGUAUACUCCCUGUACACCUGUCAGUUGGCAUGAAGGAUUGGGAGGCAGAUGCAGGAAUGCGUAAUCGUUUUUUUUUAUUGUACCCAAAUUACGGCGUGCCGUGUAAAGGCACGGGGACGAAGACCAAACAAACACUAUACAAAAACACAGGGUUACAUUUACAUUUAACAUUUAAGUCAUUUAGCAGACGCUCUUAUCAAACCCAAAUAAAAGAGCGAGGAGUACUUCGAACAAAUGCGCACAAUGAUUAACACACAGGAUGAGAACUGUAAUCAUCUGUGCAAUCCACAAUGGCACGAAAGCCAAAACACACAGCACAGGUACUCACACGCACCAACGGGCAUAGUAACAAUAAUCGACCCUCCAAAUGGAAACCAAAGGACACAUAUACAAAUGCUAAUCAGUGGAAAUAGGGGACAGGUGUUCCGGAGGGAUCCGUGACAACACCAAGUCAGAACCGUAGGAUAAAUAAAGGGGGUAUAUAAGCAGACAAUGAAACAUCUUACAAUAUUAUAUGAUUACAUUUCUCUAAAACAGGCUAUAGGCUACAUGCACACCACCAAGUCAGAACAGUGGAAAAGGGACCAAAUUAUUAGGGUGAGGCACAUUGGCUACUAACAGCUUACUACACAACAUACAAUCAGUAUUACUUUCUUAACUACAGUAUACAUAUCUCCCUGGCAUAUUAAGUCAUUUAUGCAGCAGCAUACAAUACAUUUUUGGACUCACCUUGUUGUACUGUGCUCAAUUGAACAGGAAGGUGGCACGGUGGUCCUUUGUGGGCAAAUUUUGGUGGGGCUCAAAACAGCUGGGACUCUGUGUGAAUUGUUUGCUUUCGAUUGUUACUUAUUUUAUAUCAAUUCCCCAUUACAUAUAUCACCAGUAGUAAAUGUACAGUUAAUUCCUAUCAUUUCGACUCUACAAUGUUUUUUACAUUGGUUACGGUCAUUCAUUUUAAUGCAUUUAACAUUAUUAUUCCAGUCUUCCCAUUAUCAUUGUCAGAAUGGACACAUUGUUUGCAGAGUGCACAACGUAUGCUACACUUGUGAGAAAUAACUUUUGUUUUUUUUAAUCCCAUUUACAAGUUCUGUCAAUUUAGUCAUUGUAUUUUGUUUGGAGCGCUCCUGUCAAUGUUGAGUAAAGAUGCAUAUGCAUUGAAGUAGGCCUAUAUCUACUUGGCCUGUGCGCAAAUGUAGGCAUAUAAAUGUGCCCAUUUAGGGAUGAGAUAGUAUUUCUGAUUGGCAAAAUGUGAAGACUGUGCAAGGGACUGUCACUAGCGACUGUAUGUUGCCAUGCAGGUAAUCACCCACAUCUACCUAGUAACUCUGUGUUAUCAGAUGUCUUUGUAAAGAAAUGUUAUAAUCAGAAUUACAAACUCGGUGGGCCGAGCCCUGAAGGCUGACAGCUGUGGUAUAUCAGACCGUAUACCACGGGUAUUACAAAACAUGUAUUUUUACUGAGGCGCCUCGGGGGUUUAUGGUAUAUGGCCAAUAUACCAUGGCUAAAGGCUGUGUCCAAAUUACUGAAAAGGGAUUACAGGAUUUUUUUCAGAAGGAUCUACACAAUCUACUCCACAUUUUGAAAGUGAAAGGAAACUGUAGAUUUUUUUAAUUAAGAAAAAAGAUCAAAUGAAGAUGUAUUGAUUGCGUAUGUCUUCACACCCCAGAGCUAAUACUUGGUGGAAGCAUCUUUGUGUCACGUUGUUCGUAAUAAUGAUGGUCGGACCAAGGCGCAGUGUAUGUUGAGUUCCACAUAAUUUCAAUGAAUAAAGUGAAACUUAGCAAUGACAAAAACAAAUCAACAAUAAACUAACAAUGACCCGUGA